CUCGGCUCGCGCGGCCCGCGGACCUGGGACCCCCGGGGAACGGGUCGGUGAGCGGGCAGGCGCGGGGCUCGCCGGGGCCAACGCGUGCUGGGGCUGGGGCGGACGGCCCGGGGGACAGCCUGGACGCGUGCCUUUCGGGUGCACUGGCGCCGCCGGGCCCUGCGCGGGGCGUGCUCGCUGAAUCCGGGCCGGGGAGGGCCGGCCGAGGGACGCCUCUCCGCCAAAGUAGCCUGCGUUCGGGGCGCGGGCCCGGCCGCCGCGGGAGGGCCGUGCGGUUGCAGCGGGAAGACGACAUGGACCAAUCGGACGGGAUGUAGCCCUGCGGGGGCCUGAUGGGAUAUGUUCAGUCAUGGCGUCAGAGCUUUCUAAGACGAUCUCUGUGGCAAGGCAAGAGAAGCACAAGAAUCUGUUCCUAAAUUACAGGAAUCUGCACCAUUUCCCGCUGGAGUUGCUGAAAGAUGAGGGGCUGCAGCACUUGGAGAGACUGUAUAUGAAAAGGAACUCCCUCACAACCCUGCCAGAAAACCUUGCUCAGAAGCUUCCAAACCUUGUGGAACUGUACCUUCACUCCAAUAACAUAGUUGUGGUUCCGGAAGCCAUCGGGUCUCUUGUAAAGCUCCAGUGUCUGGAUCUCAGUGACAAUGCCUUAGAAAUCGUUUGCCCAGAAAUCGGUCGGCUGAGAGCUUUACGACACCUUCGGCUGGCUAACAACCAGCUGCAGUUCCUGCCUCCAGAGGUUGGCGACCUGAAGGAGCUGCAGACACUAGACAUUUCUACCAAUCGUUUGCUAACUUUACCCGAGAGGCUUCACCUGUGCCUUUCUCUGCAGUACCUCACCGCGGACCGCAACCGUCUCUGGUAUGUGCCGCGCCACCUCUGCCAGCUGCCCAGCCUCAAUGAGCUCUCCAUGGCUGGAAACUGUCUUGCAUUUUUGCCACCUGAUUUAGGUCGUUCCCGAGAACUCCAGUACGUGUACGUGGAUAACAACGUUCACCUGAAAGGCUUGCCGUCCUAUCUGUACAAUAAAGUCAUCGGGUGCAGUGGCUGCGGCGCCCCCCUCCACGUCCCCGAGGUGAAGCUGCUUUCCUUUUCCUCCGGGCAGCUGACCGUGUCCCUGCCGGCCGAGGUGAAGGCCAUCGGGACGGAGAGUGACCGCGUGCUGCCGCUGCAGGAGCUGGCCAUGAGACGCCUGCACCACGCGCACCGCGGCUUGCGGACAGAUUUGAACUUUCUGUCUCCAGUCUCAUUACCCAGAAGCCUCCUGGAACUGCUGCACUGCCCCCUGGGGCACUGUCACCGGUGUAGCGAGCCCAUGUUCACCAUCGUCUACCCCAAGCUCUUUCCCCUGAGAGAGACGCCCAUGGCCGGGCUGCACCAGGGGAGGACAGCCGUGAGCUUCGUGGCAUACUGCUGCUCCACUCAGUGUCUUCAGAGUUUUGACCUGCUGAGCUGAUCCGACGGCCCCGCCAGCUCCACACUGCGGCCACCUGGGGCUCACACGCCACUGCAGCAGGGGCAGGAGAGUCCAGCCAGGCCGGACCAGGCCCUUCCAGCCUGCUCUGUCCAGCAUGGGUGCUGCAGAACUCUGGAAUUGUGAUUGAGCUAAAAUGCCUUCACCCUUCUCCGAGUCGGAAUAUAUCCUCCCUCAAACGAAGGAUCCCCGGUCUUGUGUGGUUUUUUCUGCUCAUCCACACGCUGGUUACUUUGAUGAGCCAGCCCAAAUCUAAUUUGGAACAAAUCUCGCUCAGUUCCCUACAGAGCAAUCAUUUGCCAGUGUAGCCAGAUUGACUUUGGAACACACACCUCCUGCAGACCUGCGCUCUCCGUCUUUCCCCAGAGGGCUCUUUCCCUAGAGGUCUCCCCGGGCUUUCUCCUGCGAGAGCUCGCAGAAUGUCAGCCUUCGAGCAAAGCCCGGGGCCUGGGCUCCACAGUCUGCAGAGGCGGGGCGGCUGCGGGGUCGGUGGCAGGGUGGGAGCGUGGGGGGCUCCCCGAGGACCCUCGGCACACCCCCUCCGCAGAGUCAAGGUCUCUGACUGUGAGGGGUUUCACAACAGAAUGUGAUGGU
This is a messenger RNA of Oryctolagus cuniculus (rabbit), 2065 nucleotides long. NCBI's taxonomy places the organism in Eukaryota, Metazoa, Chordata, Mammalia, Lagomorpha, Leporidae. The record is from RefSeq and is a predicted model, not a curated record.